Hibiscus syriacus is the source of this 356-nucleotide messenger RNA. RefSeq names its product origin of replication complex subunit 1B-like. The transcript is spliced from 4 exons. Gene Ontology annotation, molecular function: DNA replication origin binding. The record is from RefSeq and is a predicted model, not a curated record. Gene Ontology annotation, cellular component: nuclear origin of replication recognition complex. Bases 18 to 356 code for a protein of 112 amino acids. Gene Ontology annotation, biological process: DNA replication initiation; mitotic DNA replication checkpoint signaling. Lineage: Eukaryota; Viridiplantae; Streptophyta; Magnoliopsida; Malvales; Malvaceae.
CAGUGAAUAUUGUUACUAUGGCCGAGAUUGACGCGGCCAUUCAGGAAAUGUUCUGGGCACCUCAUGUCCAAGUAAUGAAAAGUUACUCUAAGCUGAGUAAAAUCUUCUUAACUGCAAUGAUUUACGAGCUCUAUAAAGGGAUGGGGGAAACUACAUUUGAAAAGUUGGCAAUGACGGUAUCAUGUAUAUGCACAAGCAAUGGAGAAGCGUUUCCUGGUUGGGACACACUUUUGAAAGUUGGCUACAAGAUUGGAGAGUGUAGACUUAUUCUGUGUGAACCUGAAGAUAGGCACAGGUUGCAAAAGUUGCAGCUCAAUUUUUCGAGGUUAGUUUUCUUGCUAACUUUAAGCCAUUAA